AUGGCAAAUCACCAGCUUCACACCCAUUCCCAUCAAGAAACCUUAAACUCCGUCUGCCACGGUACCCCAAGUCCCAACUACCACCUUCUUUCGAAGAGCUCCUCAAACCUGGCAGGCAUUGGGCGGACGGAUUUGGGGGGAAAGCCGAGCAGCAAGCCGGAGCUCCGGAAAAGCUUCAGCAGUUCUGCCUGCCAAGCCCAGACGAGGGAAACAGACGCCGGAAGCACACCUAUUUCCGAAUGGUCCUCGACCCACUCGGAAAUUGCAUCCACGGUCAGGACCGUGAGCAGCUUGUCUCCGAGCGACAGUGCCCAGAGCGGCCCCAAGAGCACCAACCACUUCCUGUCUGUCGACAACUCGUCAGAACCUAUGGAAAGAACGGAUGCGAGAAUGAAUGUUAAGAGUUUCGCUGCAAAGAACAUGUCUUCGGCAUGUGGGGUAAAUCCACAGCACAUGAGCACGAUGGAUGAACUGGGAGUCGCAGUCCAAAGAAGUCUUUCUGACUUGACAUGCCGCUGCAAGCAGAAGAGUCCUGUCCCCCACAUGGAAACGAGUGCCACGUACUCAGCUAUGAGUUCCAACAGUGGUUAUGGUGUUUCUGCGGGCAACUUGGCUUUCCAAAGACCAAGAUACAGAUCAAACGUGUAUGAAAAUGCCCCAGAUUUUCAAAGUCACCCGAUUCAGAUCCCAGGCUUGCCUAGAGACCAAAAUGUGCCUGGUAACAUCUUUGAUAACAUAUCGCAUGAUCAGGUUUUUGCAGAUCCUGGAACAUACAGCACAAAUGUCCUUGGGUCUCAUGCGCCCAGAGAUAACCUCUCAAACUCGGCAAUGUAUGCUCACGGCGGAAUCAUGUACAGUAACUUUUCCACUGGCGUGUACCCACCAGGCUUGGUGGCUAUUCAGAACAGCACUGCCCUGCCCUAUAAUAUAAGACGGGAGCCCGUGAUGAAGGUAGAGGGCACCGGUCCGGCCUACUGCCAUUCCUUGCCCAUACCUUCUCUUCAGUUCAUUCCAAGGUUAGUCUGUUCAGUUAGCGAAUCAGGAAAAGAACAAGUAAGCCCCGGAUAUUGUCCUUCUUUGUCUGCUACUGGGAUGGCGACCCUUCCUAAGCUGGUGUCAUCUGUUAGCGAAUCAGGUCUGGACGCCAAGCGAAUCUUGAGAUGCAGUAGCGUGCGCGGGGGACACGGGUCGCAAGCUCAGCCUUACGCCCAACAGGGUGGGCCCCAACAGGAAAGGAAGACAACUUAUGUGGUGUUGAACAGCUGCCAGGAUGGUACAGAAGUGGUCCUGAAAACGAAAGACACAUGGACCAUGACCUCGAUGAACGACAUGAUCCGAGGCUCACAGCUUCCUCUUGAGUGCAGAGACGCCGGAGUACAAACCAUCCCCACAAAGGAGUGUAAGUCCGUGGCCACAAGCCCCUCAGUUGUAGUGGAGGACCACCUCCCAGACUUGUACCCCCACGUGUACCCAGAGGUGAAUUUGGAAUCUGAGGCAGAAGGGGAAAAGUCUCCCGUGCGGGAAGUGAGAUGGGAUGCCGAAGGCAUGACAUGGGAAGUCUACGGGGCGGAAGUUGAUCCAGAAGUUCUCGGGCUGGCCAUUCAAAAACAUCUGGAGAUUCAGAUUGAACAGUUGCAGACAGAAAGCGGGAUGAUCUCUAGGAAAAGUACCGAUGACGUGUUGCCGGAUAAAGAUGAAAAGAGAAUGUCUUUCAGAACAAUGAUGUAUUGCCUCAGAAAUCCAAGUUGUUGUGCGCGUUCUAGCACAGUAGUGGAAUAA
Euleptes europaea (tarantolino) is the source of this 1779-nucleotide messenger RNA. It is a transcript of the gene GPRIN2, whose product is annotated as G protein regulated inducer of neurite outgrowth 2. Gene Ontology annotation, cellular component: plasma membrane. The transcript has a single exon. The record is from RefSeq and is a predicted model, not a curated record. Lineage: Eukaryota; Metazoa; Chordata; Lepidosauria; Squamata; Sphaerodactylidae. Gene Ontology annotation, biological process: neuron projection development. The coding region runs from base 1 to 1779 and encodes 592 amino acids.